Molecule: messenger RNA, 1084 nt
Organism: Camelina sativa (false flax)
Lineage: Eukaryota; Viridiplantae; Streptophyta; Magnoliopsida; Brassicales; Brassicaceae
Source: RefSeq, a predicted model, not a curated record
AAACGAAGGCCUAAACCACCACCAAACCUUUGCCUUCUUCCCCCUCUCUCGUUUACAGAGUCGGUAGAGAGAAAGAGAAAGAGAGACGUCGUAGAAGUCAUCAGAAUUUCCACUUUCGUCUUUCUCACCGGUGUGAAAACAUCGAUCUGUGUUUGCCAAUCAGAUUCAUUUCACUUACCGGGACUUGUGGAUCCUGAGAGAAAAAAGAUAGUUCUUAACAAUCUCUAGUUAGUUGUCUGUUGGGACGAUCGAAUCGAUCAGAGAGAGAGCCAGAGAAGUGCUUCCAAGUAUGCCGUCAGCGUUAGAACAAGAAAUCUUCUUACAGUGGGGAAACAAGAAGAGAUUGAGAUGUCUUCGAGCCAAAGACAAAAAGAUCUCUCGCUCUAAACACUCUUCUUCUCGUUUUCUAGGUCAUGAAACCUUCCUCCUUCAAUCCACUCGAUUCUCCAAAGGAUCAGAAGGGACAAGCCUCAGAUCUGGAUUACCAGAGCGACGGCCGGAGAAAGAAGAGAGGUAUUAUACUACGAGAGGUGUUGUGGAUACCAUUGGUAAAGAUUGUUUUGAUGCAAACAAUGGAGAAGAUGUCAACAUCAAGGACGAGGCUAUGUGGCCGAAGCUGUUUAUUACGUUGUCAAACAAAGAGAAGGAAGAAGAUUUCUUGGCUAUGAAAGGUUGUAAACCUUCACAUAGGCCUAAGAAGAGAGCCAAACUCAUCCAAAGAAGCUUACUUAUGGUGAGUCCUGGAACCUGGUUGGCUGAUUUGUGCCCAGAUAGAUAUGAUGUUAGGGUGAAGAAGAGCUCUAAGAAGAGGCGAGCAAGAGGAUUGAAAGCCAUGGGAAAUUUGGAGACUGAUUCAGAUUGACAAGUUUUCGUAUUGAUUCAAGCUAACUUUCGUGGGUUUACUUCUCUGAAAGAAAAAUGUAUUUUAGAUGAAAUGUAUUCGGUUGAGCACUUUGAUGUUGAACACAAGGAUAAAUCAUCUUCUUUGUGACAAUGUAUGUGCUUUGUUGUAACUUGUUGUAACAUGAUGAUGAUCUAUUACAAUCUUAUAUUGUUUCUAGAUCAUAAUCCUAUUUUGUUAUAA